Sesamum indicum (sesame) is the source of this 1294-nucleotide messenger RNA. It is a transcript of the gene PK3, whose product is annotated as serine/threonine protein kinase 3. Gene Ontology annotation, biological process: protein phosphorylation. NCBI's taxonomy places the organism in Eukaryota, Viridiplantae, Streptophyta, Magnoliopsida, Lamiales, Pedaliaceae. Gene Ontology annotation, cellular component: cytoplasm. Gene Ontology annotation, molecular function: ATP binding; protein serine/threonine kinase activity. The record is from RefSeq and is a predicted model, not a curated record.
AGAUGGGUUGCUCNUUCUCCGGAUUGAAUGCCCUAUACGACGCUGUUAAUGGGGGAGGUGAUGUUUGGAUCAACGAGAACCGUUUCAGGAUCCUGAGGCAGCUGGGAGAGGGUGGCUUCGCCUUUGUUUAUCUCGUUAAGGAGCUGCUCUCUGAUCCUUCCAACCCCGCCGACGGCAUUUCCCGCAAAAUCAAGGACCCUUCUCACGUCUCAGGUGAUGGAACAUAUGCAAUGAAGAAAGUUCUCAUUCAAAAUAAUGAGCAACUAGAGUUAGUGAGGGAGGAAAUUCGUGUUUCAUCUCAGUUUAGCCAUCCUAAUCUGCUUCCUCUUCUUGACCAUGCAAUCAUUGCAGUCAAGGCUUCACAAGAUCAAUCCUGGAAGCAUGAAGCAUACUUAUUGUUUCCUGUCCAUUUGGAUGGAACACUACUGGACAAUGCCAAAGCUAUGAAAGCUAAGAAGGAGUUUUUCUCCACCGCAGAUGUGCUUCAGAUAUUUCGUCAGCUUUGUGCAGGACUUAAGCAUAUGCACAGUUUUGACCCUCCAUAUGCACAUAAUGAUGUCAAACCUGGGAAUGUCCUUGUGACGUACAGGAAAGGACAGGCGCCUUUAGCUACAUUGAUGGACUUUGGAAGUGCUCGUCCUGCAAGAAAGCAAAUUCGAACUCGUUCAGAAGCAUUACAGCUGCAGGAAUGGGCUUCUGAACACUGUUCUGCUCCUUUCCGAGCACCAGAACUAUGGGAUUGCCCAAGCCAUGCUGACCUCGAUGAGAGAACUGAUAUCUGGUCGUUAGGCUGCACUUUGUUUGCAAUUAUGUAUGGUGAAUCUCCAUUUGAAUAUGCACUUGGGGAAUCUGGCGGGAGCUUACAGCUGGCUAUUGUAAAUGCCCAAAUAAAGUGGCCGAGCGGACCUAAUCCUCCUUAUCCAGAUGCACUUCACCAGUUUGUAACAUGGAUGCUGCAGCCGCAAGCUGCAGUUCGGCCUCGCAUUGAUGAUAUCAUUAUUCAUGUUGAUAAGUUGAUCACAAAGUUUUCUAAUUGAAGGAAUCAAACUUAAGUGUGUCAGGUGAUAGAGUUACUGAGGUAUUGCUUUGAAGUGACAUGGGAUAGGAGUUGUAUGGAGUCGUUAUAAAUAUCAUAUAAUGUGCUGGUAAAAGAUUUAGGACUCGUCCGUUUAUGGUACAGCAAUGUAUUGGAGUUUCUUUUAACUUAUGUUGGUUAUUGUUAUCAGCAAUGUAAAAGUCUAAAUCUCCAAAUGAUUAUUGGUUAUAGAUCCAGAAUUAUAGAUACAAAAAUGAA